CAACAGACGCGAUGAGGCGAUACAACUUAAAAUUAGCAUGUAUUGGCCUGCAAAUCUGCUCAUACAAAGUCACAGCUGAUAGCUGGAUAAACAAUCCAAAGGAAUCACCUGCAGUGGAGUUCGGAAACAUCUACAACUACCUCAUAAAGUCACCUAUUGAUUAGCUUCGUGAGACACCAUUACCUUUGCUGAAAGAUGUCUACACGGGGAAAGAAUACCUAUCUGCUUGAUGGCUCAACACUGGAGAGUAUCAAUGUCAUAAGGAACCACUCAAAGCUCUUUCGAGGAGAAUGUGCGAGAUUGAUCGAGGAUUGCAGCAAAUCUUGCAAGCGCCUGGAGGAUGAUGACAGCGAGAGGUUGGACCAUCGCGUCCGAGACAUUCAGUUUGUGAAGCAGGAGCUGGAGCAGAAGUUGGAGGAGAAUAUUUUGGAGACAGAUCAUCUUAUUGAACUGCAGAACAGAGUGACAAAAGCCAUUGAGUCUUGCAAAGAGCCUCUUAGAGUUACUCUUCUCUGUAUAGAGGAGAGAAACAAACCUCCUGAGAAGGUGCAUGAUCAAGUGAGCAGGGAAUUGCUGAAGGAAGGUGAUCUCACCAAGGGAGUUAUGGCCCUCAUGCAGCGUGUCAUUAAGCAGAUCACUGAGCAAAUACGGUUAAACCAAACGGCUAAAUUUCAACUUGAACAGGACCUCAAGGGGAAAUAUGUGGCUCAGGACUUAGAUACCUCCUGCGCCGCAAUGACCCCACAUUCUCUUAUUAACCCGGAACAAAAGUUAAAAGCCAGUAAUGCUACCUCAGGGUGUUUUGUGACACCUGUUCAGUGGGGAAACCACUCUGAUUUCAAUAUCGGCAAAGCGGAGCAGCAGAAGAAAAACACCAUCUCUUUGAGGGCCCUGGUUGAGUCUCUGCUGGCACAGACUGCCGCUGACAUGCAAAAGCAGUUCGAAGCGACAACAGCAGCUUUCCAGUUCAAUAUCAAGCAGCUCAAGACUGUCAAAAACCAGAUGGAAGACCAACUCACCAAGGUCGUGUCAGAGUUUGCCAGCCAGCAGAAAAAUCGUGAGGAUCUCAUAGUGGCCGUCACAGAGAAUAACCGUUUUCUGAGUUUGGCUCAGAAAAGGCUGAGUGUGCGUCAGCAGAGGCCGACUAAAGAGAAAUGCCACGAUCCAGCGCAAUCACAACUCCUCGCAGAAGUCGGUUACAUGAGACAGUGGAUCAGUCAGAAGAGCAGCAGAGGGCGCUGGUCCGUUGCCAGCUGGAGCUACGACACAAUAUUGAGGUCAAAGACAGGCUCCUCUAUGUUGACGAGGUCAUAUGUGGCCAGCUCAGGAAACCUAUUGUCAUACACAACUUCUGACCAAGCAGCGUACUCCAUGGAGACAUUAUUUUUUGACAACACAUUUUUUACCAAGAGUCAAGUAUCUAUAUCAUUAUAAUAUGUGAGAUACCAACAAGGUAGCGAUUUAGAACAACGCUUACCUUGUCAAGAGUUUAUAAAUGUUUGAAUUAAGUACCGUAUUGGCACGAAAAUAAGACGGCCCUGAUUAUAAGAAGACCCCCUCUUUUUCAAGACUCAAGUUUGUAAAAAGACUUUUUGAACACCAAAUUCCUUUUUAUACAGAAAAUAAUUACGGUACACCUGAAACAAAUUAUUAUAACAAUAUCUUUGAGAGAGAAAGCAUGUUAUUUUGCCCCAUUCAAAUCUUAAUAUCUGAACAUUUAAAUAUGUAAACUAAACUGCAAUCACAUUCGUAAAUUAAUGGCUUCUGGUUUUUGAAAUGUACAUAAACCAAUCUAUUGUGAUAAAACAACAAAAUGGCAAUAACUGCAUUAACCAUCAAAGUGAAGUCUAACUGCAACUGUAGUCUUAAAACAAAUCUGAUUAAGAAAACAUUGCAAUAAAAUAAUGCAAACUGGUUAAACUUGAGAGUAGCUGAGAUCUUUCAUGACAGAACAUCGCGUCAAUGAAAUCUGGUGCCAUCUAGCGUCGCGAAUGGGAGAGUAGCUGAGAGCUGUCAUAACAGAACAUCCCUUCAAUAAUAUCUGGCGUCAUCUAGCGUCGUGAAUUGGUAUAAUGUCUAGACCGCGAAUAUAAGAUGACCCCCUCUUUUUCAAUCUUAUUUCAAUGCAAAAAACACCGUCUUAUAUUCGGGCUAAUAUGGUAUUUAAUGCAUCAAUGGACAUAAGACGUCAUAACCUGCUAUCACUUGAUGACUGCAGCAAGACUUUAUGGUGGGUGACUCAUUGGAUCAGAACAAGAUAGUUUGAACUUUCCAAAGUAGGUUAAUGAUUUAUGAUGAGAAUGCUGAAGACAUUGUUAUGACAGUCUUACCCUUGCUGCAAAGCCUUUUGUGGGUAGCCUUGGUACUGUGGACCUUUUUUCUGUAUUACUGGCUGUAACCUGGGUAAUUCUUGGAAUAAAUUCCUAGUGGUUGGUAACUAUGAGUCGUUUUCCAAGGUGCAAUUCUCCACUGUAUGAGAACCGAUAGAUGUGUUUUUGACCAUGUUGUGUCGACCUGCUUGUAGUCUUGAAAUCAAUAUUUUUUCCCCCUCAAAACAAAGGUAGAGAAAGCUUAGUGAAAACAUGAUUUUGGAGAUUUAACUCAACUUUAUUUUCAAAGCACAGCCACAGCUGAAAAAAUGUACAAGCAAUAAAACAAUGAAACAAAUUGAAAAAAAAAAAAAAAAAAAAAAAAAGCCACUACUUAAAAGGUACAGACUCUUAAACUGAGUUCAAAGCCAAAUGAUAAAAAUGUGUUCUUUGAAGAGUUUCAAAAAGGGAGCAGUGGCUUCUCAUGUAGAACAAGAUCCUUCCACAUCAUGGGCCUACCUAACAAUGGAAAAGGGUUCAACGACUCUGAGCUGUCGACUAGACCUCCGUAUAUCCAACAGCUGAUUAGCUUAUGUGAGUACCCAGACAAGGGAUGUAGGAGUUUAGGCAAUGUCAUAAAGGUGAAAGUGGGGCAAUGCAUGGAUCAACAGCAAAUGUAGGGACGAAUAUUAGAAACACUUGACUGAAAAACUGAAAGGCUGAAAAAUUCACACGAAUAUAAUUUACUAUUUAAUCAAAAAAAAAAAAAAAACAUUAUUUCCGAUUAAUGCCCUUUGCCUUAGCAUUGGUGCUACAACCCCGGAGGCUCGAGACAUUUAGUUUAAAACAUGCUGAUUUUUCAAACCCCUAUCAUAGGGUGCGUUGUGGGAAACUGAACAGUGUUGAUGUCGUCAAAGCAACACAUGUCACAGCCGAUGAACCAUUGAUAAAUGCGCUUUUUUUUGCCCAUGAAAAAUGUGUCUAAGCUUCCCAUUGCUAAAUGAGAUCUUGACGCAUGUUUGUGUGGAACUGUAGUUCACAAAAAAAAAAAAAAAAAUUCCGUUCCUGCCGAAACUAGUAAAGCUAUUUACAAGGCUAUUACAAUCUCUUCUACUCCUUAAAAUAAGACAGACUCAAGUGUUUUGCCGUGCAUAAAGUGGAAUCGACCGAGAGCCAGCCGGGUGGGCCAAGUUCUAGCGGCGAUGAAGCCGAGUGAAGUCAUUACUUCCGGAUUAAACGACAUCUGCUAGAGGGGGUGUGGAAGUGGCGGGAAAAAAAUGUGACAAAAAAGGAAGUGGUCAUGCUAUAAACCUAAUGUACUAAACCACAGCAAAUGCACAUGUAUGCAUUUGAAUACUAUUAUACUUGCACAGUAUAUUGUUUGCUUGAACUCCAAGCAAAUUUGCCUAAACUCCAAACUACUCACGUAGUCUCAAAUAUACUGUACUCGAUGUGAUGCGGGACAUCAACGGAAAGCAACUUCAGAAGCUGCUUGAAUCAGCGAUUAAGCAAAUUUAUUUUAUUUUUCUUAAUUUAAUAAUUUAUAUCUUUCUUUGAUGGCUCAAAAUACUUCCAAACCGUGGACAUGUUGCCUGUGAGCCAGUCGUGUUGUUUCUCACCGUGUUUUCAUUGCGUCAUCACAAGAGGACUACGGCUCUUCACAGUAUUCGGUGUUACAGGCUUUUAACCGAAAACAGAAAAUGCAAUUUUAGCUAUGUUCGGCCGAAAGCUUUCAGCACCGAAAUUUCGGUCACAUCUCUAGAUGAUUUUCAAGCGCUUUUUAGAAAGAAUUUUGACUUAUGCCAACUAUUGAAUGUAAAAAGGGUUGACUUGACUACUGGACUCAUUUGCCUGUCAAUUUAAAAUUACCUUCCAUUCUAAAACCUAAAUUUGAAGAUUGUUGGGGUUAAAGGUUUAGGAGAGCCAAAUACACCAAACCAUAUCAUUUCAGUUGUAUUCUCUCAAUAAAAUUAAAAGUUUUAUGAAGUUAAUGAUAAUUUUUUUGAUAAAAGUUGGGAAGUUGCUAGCAAUUCAAUUCUAACCCUAUGCAAAGAAUGUCUAGGCCUUGGGAGUUUAUG
This is a messenger RNA of Corythoichthys intestinalis (scribbled pipefish), 4387 nucleotides long. It is a transcript of the gene tekt1, whose product is annotated as tektin 1. NCBI's taxonomy places the organism in Eukaryota, Metazoa, Chordata, Actinopteri, Syngnathiformes, Syngnathidae. Gene Ontology annotation, cellular component: microtubule cytoskeleton; nucleus. Gene Ontology annotation, biological process: cilium movement involved in cell motility; cilium assembly. Bases 196 to 1434 code for a protein of 412 amino acids. The record is from RefSeq and is a predicted model, not a curated record. The transcript has 8 exons.